ACAUUUUUGUGUUUCGAGCAUUAUCUAAUCCGUGACUAUGGCUGAAGAAAGCACUAUCAAAAUUUCUCCCUCUGAGAAAUUAAAGGACUUCAUUCGAGAACACCACAAGGAAUGGGAAGAUGUGCCUGAAAGGAUCAAAGCCGUUUCCAACCCUAACGUUCCUGUACGUAAGCGUGGCGGAAAGGCUGCCCUAUCCCUGGCUGUACCUGACCCAUCACCUUUCCUGCAUGUUGAUGACAUGAACUGGUUGAAUACCCAAGUCAAGAAGCUGCGAGAAAAUGGAGAUCAGUCAUCAGGUGUCUAUCUCCACAAACUGUUGCAGGGCUGUGACAUUGUAUUGCCUCAGCCUCCAGUCAUUGAAAGGAACCCAGAACUGGAAGCUAGAGUGCAAAGGUUGAGGAAAGAGCAAGAGGAUAGACAAUAUAGAGCUAUGACAAAAAAUGUUGACACUGUCAGAAUGAGGCAUCCAGAUGACAGUAUUGGCUAUCAAAUGAAAAUGCUCAACACUCAUAUAGUUGCUAUUGUGCAAUUUAUUGUCUCUGUUGGUGCUGGAUUUACGUUUGGGUUUGUGGGGGUGCAGUUGAUGGUUGGUCCUCUGGACUUUGGCUUUAGACUGCUACUUGGUGUGGCAUGUGCCCUGAUCAUUGCUUUGGCAGAGAUUUACUUCCUUGCCAAGAAAAUCAGUGAAGAUUAUGAUGACAUUCCUCCUUAUCCAAAUUCACCAGCAAAUACAGCUGCUUCUCGUGCUGCCCUAUCUACCAGCACCAGUGUUGGGGGAAAGCUCCAUGAAGACUAAUAAUCAAGACUUUGUUUUCACUUGUUAUGAAAGUGUUGUAUGUUUUGUUUAAAUAUUCUUAAUAAAUAUGUUAGUAGUGAUCAGAA
Molecule: messenger RNA, 882 nt
Organism: Thrips palmi
Lineage: Eukaryota; Metazoa; Arthropoda; Insecta; Thysanoptera; Thripidae
Product: transmembrane protein 199
Exons: 3
Coding region: 38-796 (252 amino acids)
Biological process (GO): vacuolar proton-transporting V-type ATPase complex assembly
Cellular component (GO): endomembrane system
Source: RefSeq, a predicted model, not a curated record